This is a messenger RNA of Cannabis sativa, 1124 nucleotides long. Its product is annotated as probable glutathione S-transferase. Gene Ontology annotation, biological process: glutathione metabolic process. Gene Ontology annotation, molecular function: glutathione transferase activity. Gene Ontology annotation, cellular component: cytoplasm. The transcript is spliced from 2 exons. The record is from RefSeq and is a predicted model, not a curated record. NCBI's taxonomy places the organism in Eukaryota, Viridiplantae, Streptophyta, Magnoliopsida, Rosales, Cannabaceae. Bases 217 to 876 code for a protein of 219 amino acids.
AAAUAAUCAAAAAGUGUUGUACCAAAUUACCAAUAGAUAUUAAAGUGUACAAAAAUAAUACAAAAUUGGAACCAUUAAUUAUUAUUUGUUUUUAUUACCAAACAAACAAAUAUAUUAUUAGUUUUCUAUAUAAGGCUAUACACGGAUGUAUAUCCUCUCACUCACUUCUUUCAUAUUUAUUUGCUCUCUCACCACUCGUUUGUGAAAAAAUCGGCAAUGGCGGACGAGGUGAUUCUGUUGGAUUUCUGGCCCAGCAUGUUCGGCAUGAGAGCCAGAAUAGCUUUGACUGAAAAGGGUGUUAAGUACGAGUACAGGGACGAGGAUCUGAGGGACAAAAGUCCCCUGCUUCUGAAGAUGAACCCUAUUCACAAGAAGAUUCCGGUAUUGAUUCACAAUGGAAAGCCCGUAUGUGAGUCGCUCGUUAUUUUGCAGUACAUCGAUGAGGUUUGGCCUGGAAAUUCCCCUUUGCUUUCUUCUGAUCCUUACCAGAGAGCACAAGCUAGGUUUUGGGCUGACUACAUCGACAAGAAGGUCUAUGAUUGUGGAAGGAAGAUAUGGAGCACAAAAGGAGAAGAGCAAGAAGCAGCCAAGAAGGAAUACAUAGAAAUUUUGAAGGUGUUGGAAGCAGAGCUUGGAGAGAAGCCAUACUUUGGAGGCGACAACUUUGGGUUUGUAGAUGUUGCCCUUAUAGGAUACUACAGCUGGUUUUCUGCCUAUGAGAGCUAUGGGAACUUCAGCAUUGAAGCCGAGUGUCCCAAAUUCAUUACUUGGGCCAAGAGGUGCCUGCAGAGGGAGAGUGUCUCCAAAACUCUGCCUGAUGGGAAAAAGGUAUGCGAAUUCGUUAGCGUAUUGAGGAACAAGUUUGGCAUUGAAUAAUAGAGAAGUCAGAAAAGCCUGUGGUGCUGCUUUUGGAAGAUGGUUUAGUCAAAUACAUGAAUGAGCCAAAUCUUUUUUAUUAUGUGUUUUUGUCUUUGUUGGGGUUGUUGUGCUUUCCUUUGUGCCUGGUUGCAGCUAGUUGAGUUAGCUAAUUAGACACUUGUUGUGUCUAAUUAUGUUCUGUUAGAACAGCUGACUUGUUUAUCCUAUGGCCAAUAUAAAUAAAAAGCUUCACCAGUAGUUAACAA